AUGUUAAACAAAGAUGUUAAUUUAGAGUGUGAUAUUCUUGAUAACUAUACUUCUGAAACUUCUACCAUAAAUCAACAAAAUUUCACCGUCGAAACUUCAUCUAAAGAACUUGACACUGAACACUUUCCAAACCAUUUUCAGGUAUCGCCAAAUCUUACUGACUCUUUAGAGGAAACCUCUGAAAAUGUUGAUAACAUAACUACUACUGUUGAUGCGACUCAGCUAACAACUGAAUUAAAAAUGAUUAAAAAUGAACGACAACAAUUAAUCGAAGAAAAUCUUGGCUUACAAGGUAAUCUUAAAGAGUUAGAAGGUGAACGUGAUAAAUUAGCUAGAUUAAUUGUCAUGAUGAAAGUAGAAUGGGAAAAACAAUAUCAAAAACUUCAAGUGGACUAUCAAAAACUUCAAGUAGAUUUUAAAGAGUCUGAGAUAAACAGAAUUUCUUUAGAAUCUCAAUUAUCUGAAUUACGACAAGAAUAUGAUAAAUUAGAAAAAUCUUCUAGUAGAGUAGAAGAAAUUACUGAUAGAUUACAAGAGGUGGAAAAUCAAAAAAGUGCUUUGUCAAAAAUGUUUCAGGAUCAACAAAAUAAUGUUCAGAUGUUGAGAAUGGGAAUGGCUGCUGAAAGGGAAGGGUGGCAACAACGGGAGGCCGAAUUGAAAAAGUGUGAAUCGGAAGUUAAGACUUUAAGGCAAGAGUUGAAUGUAACUUUGACUGAUAAACAAACAAUGAAACAAAAAUUAAUAGAAGUCGGUAAAGAAAAGAUGUUGGUAGAUGGACGGAUUCGGGAAUUAGAAUCUGAGAAGAAAAAACUUGGGGAAAGAUUAUUGAAAAUAACAGAUGAAAAAGGGAAACUAACGAGUCAGCUAACAGAUUAUAAGAAACAGCUAGAUAAAAAUAAAGCACAAAUAGCUGCACUUGCCAAAAAAUUAGCUGAGGCUGAU
Molecule: messenger RNA, 942 nt
Organism: Racocetra fulgida
Lineage: Eukaryota; Fungi; Glomeromycota; Glomeromycetes; Diversisporales; Gigasporaceae
Source: the annotation of a GenBank genome assembly